Messenger RNA from Drosophila teissieri, 3203 nucleotides. RefSeq names its product cingulin (gene asl). The record is from RefSeq and is a predicted model, not a curated record. The transcript is spliced from 3 exons. The coding region runs from base 81 to 3056 and encodes 991 amino acids. NCBI's taxonomy places the organism in Eukaryota, Metazoa, Arthropoda, Insecta, Diptera, Drosophilidae.
AUUAGAGUUGCCUACGAAAACAGCGCCUGCGCCUCGGAAAUUAUUUGAAUUUAUCGCUUGUGGCGUCGCUUGAGCCGAAUAUGAACACGCCAGGUAUAAGCCUUUUUCAGGGGGCGGACACCCUCAACGUGAACUCCACACUGGACCGUCAGGAGGAGGAAGAGGCGCUGCAGGAUCAGAAACGCCGCGACGAAGAGCUUGGGCAGAUCCUGGUGGGCGCCUUCGAUGACCUGGAUGACCAUGAAAACACAAUCGACUCGACGACGAAUGUCCUGCCCAACUACCCAUCACAUCAACACCAGAAACCGCUGCACGACGAUCCUCAGCGAACCAACGAGAUCGAGAUGCACCGCCUCAAUAUGCUGCUGGAGUCCAAGAAUAACGAGCUACAGAACAUCAACCAGGAGUCCAACGCUGCGCAUACAAAAUUGAAUGAGUUACAGACGCACCUGUCUAUCAUAAAAGCCGAGCUGGAGCGAGCCUUGCGCGAGAAGCAAAACACUCACGAGUUGCUAGUGGAGACCAAAGAGAAUUGCUCUAAUAAGGACAGCGACCUAGACAAGCUGCGGUCGGAAAAGAAGCAGUUGGAAGAAGAUAACACGCGCCUAGUUGGUCAAUUAGAGACCACUAUGACCUUGCUUUCGGACGUCCAGCGCAAAUAUGACAUGGUGCAGGCCAGUAAGCAAAAGUGGGAGGAGCGGAGCGCCGACCUGCGUGUGAAGCAUGUCGAGGACAGGCACCGAGCCCAGUGCGAUCUUUUCCAGCAGCAACUCUGUCAGAUGAAGGAUACGCUUGAUCGCAAGCAAAAUGAGUUGGAUCAGAUAAACUCGCGCUACCAUGCUCUGCAGUCUGGUCAUGAAACAAUGCUUUUGGAUAAGGCCGCAAAGAUUGACGAACUUAGUCAAGCUUUGGAUGACGCCCAAGUGCGCUGCAACCAACUAAGUGCAAGACCUGAUUUGCAGUCUGAAAAUCAUAGGCAACAGCAAUGCAUAAGUGACUUAAAAGCCCGCAUUGCAUAUUUGGAGCAAACAGUCGCUUCGCUUCAUGAACGCCUAAACGAAACCACUGCGGAACUUGACCUAAUGGAUUCACUUAUUAAACAGCAUCAAGCGGAUGAUUCGCCGACUGGUCGGCUAAGUCAAGUGGGUGGAUCGCACCUUGUUGGUAGCACACCACUGAAUCCUCUAGACAGAGUUAGUCACAUCAAGCAGGAGUUGUAUCGAGCGCUGGCCAACCUGAAACACAAGCGGGAAGAAGUGCGACGGCUAGAGAAGCUUUUGGAGGAACGCAACCAGGAACUGCGCGUGCUGCGCGACCAGGAAAACCAAUCCCUGGUCCAACUAGAAACCCUAAAGGAAGCCAAAAUGCGCCUAGAGAACAAAGUGAAAUCCAUGCAGCAGGAAUUGGAAGAGCAACAGCACAAAUCACAGCAGGAGUCGGGUCUGCAUUCACAACUGCAAUCUAUCGAAGCCGAGAGGGAUGCACUAAAGGAAAAACGGCGGCAGGUCGAAGAACAACUCAGGAAUGUAGAAAAAGAUCUGGAACAACUAAAGCAGCAUCACGAGAGCCUUCAAAAAAAUUACGAUCAGCUUUCGCAGGAUAAUCGGCAGUUGCGAACUCGAGCAACUGCAGACAACCUGCCCUUAGAGCUGGAACGCCACAAGAUUCUGUUAAGAGAUUCACAGAGCGAGGUAGAGCGGCUUAAGAAACUGUACUCUGACAUCGCCACAGACAAAGAGUCAUUAGACUAUGAAUUAAGAAAGCUAAGAGAAUCGGACACGCUUAAGGAGUUGCAGGAUGAACGUCAAAAUUUGGCCACUGUUCAGCGAAAUUUGCAGUUGGCGGAGAUAAAAUCUGAGGAGCUAAAAAAGCUUUUAGAAAUGGAGAAACUCAGCCACGAACGUGAUCUGCAGACCUUGCGACAACUGAGCGAGCGAGAAAAGCGCAAAGGAGACUUUGCGGCGGCCAAGGAAAGCUUCGAAAACUGCAGCAAGUGCCGUGAAAGCAUAGCAGAAAUUACCAAGUUGGAAAUUCAGUUGAUAAAGCUCCAAAACGUGAACUCAAUGCAGGCCAAGGAACUCGAAGAAUUGGAACACGAACUAGAGCAGUCAAGAAAUUUGCAGACCGCGAUGCAGGAAAAGAUCGAGCUUUCAAGAAAGCAGGACGAGCUCAUUAACGAUCUUAAGGAAAAGGCCAAGCAAUUUGAGGCGUACAUUAGGCAGCAAGAAGAGCAAAAGAAUCCGAAUAAGACGCUCAGUCCGAAAUCAAAUUUAGAAUCCACGGCUGACCGAUCGCCAAAAGAGCUUACCCAGAAUCGAAUUAGAUUGAUCGAACAACGAGUUCGCGAUGAGAUGGCCAAACUUUUUGCUGGUGAACUCAAGAAGUUUACUACCCGACUGCAGCAAUCUGAAGAGCGGAGCCAAUGCCUCCAAUGGGAAUACCAAGCGGUGUGUGGAGAGCUGCAACAGAGGCAAACGGAGGUGGAUCUCCUAAAGCAAACUAUCCUAGCAGAACGCGAUAAUAUAGAUGAGAUUCUGGCCGGCAAGGAAGAAAAGCAAAAAGAAUUGCUGCAGAAGUGCCGCCAAGAGCUGCAAGCGAAGAACCAGCGCAUUGCCGAACUGCUCCGAGAAGUCGAGGAGCAGCACGCUAGCAUCGAAUCAGAAAGGCAAUCUAUGAAGGCUGUUAUGGCCCAGUGGGAAAAACAGCGUCAGUCAGUCGACCAAGUGGAGCAGCACUGGCGCCAGCAGCUGGAAACCCUGCGUACCACACACGAAGAGGCGAUGCGAUCCGCACAGCAGCGAUAUCAAAGUGCCAAGCGCACCGCCCACAAUUACAAGUUGUAUGCUGAGGACAAGGAGGCACACAUGAAACGCGAGUAUGAGCGCAUUAAACAUGAGUACGAGCUAUCGCUCGCCAAGAUCGAGGCGACCAUGAACCAGCACCUGGAGCAGCGGAGUCGCGAGAAGCACCGCGAUAAAGAAAACGUGCCGAGCAAUAGCAGCAACGACCCGAUCGGCAGCUUGAAUAGAAUGCCCAAAGGCACAGCUCACAGAUAAGUAUAAAAAUAAAAGUACAUUUGUCUCUUUAUCGUUAUUGGAUGCACUGCCAAAUUGUUUAAACAAAAAAGUCGAUGUACAUUCUUAAUUAAUAUUGCUCUUCUAAAAUAUAUAAUUUUUUAAUAUGAUCUACUUCAUCUAAAUUUA